Molecule: messenger RNA, 620 nt
Organism: Ruditapes philippinarum (Manila clam)
Lineage: Eukaryota; Metazoa; Mollusca; Bivalvia; Venerida; Veneridae
Product: serine protease inhibitor dipetalogastin-like
Exons: 5
Coding region: 95-529 (144 amino acids)
Biological process (GO): cell differentiation; multicellular organism development
Molecular function (GO): protein binding
Source: RefSeq, a predicted model, not a curated record
UAAAAUAAAGAUAAGGUCUUAUGUGGAUGAACUCUGUAGCUUUCUUUUCACAUAUUGUAAAAGCGUACCAGCAAAUUUAAACGUGUGUUAAAAUAUGAAACUUGUUUUUACUUUGGCGUUUCUAGUUUCAGCGGCAUUCUGUCAAGAUGCACAAUGGUACUGUGGUAUCCUAGGUAACGAGGACUGUAUGCAGCACAAUGUAGAAGAGAGGUGUGGCACUAAUGGUGUGACGUACAGAAACAUGUGUACUCUUGGAAAAGCUCACUGUGCGGAUACUUCAAUCAACCAAGCUGGCAUGGGAGCAUGUAAUGCAACCGCAACUAAAAGCCCGGCGGAAGUUCUCCAUGGAAGUCAGGUGAUUUUAGACUUCGAAUGCGUCAUGCUCAGCCACAAGUACUGUGUACCAAGUGCAACUGAAAAGGUUUGUGGAACUGACGCCCGAACAUACGCAAACUUUUGUGAAUACGAGAAAGCAAAAUGUACGCACAGAGAUCUUCAUGUUGCCAAGCUUGGAGAUUGUAAUGCUUAAGUCUAUUUAAGAUUUUGAAUUGUUAUUUACAAACAAAAAUAUCAAUGUCAUUAAAUUCAUGUGAAAAUAAACAUUACUGAAUUUGAACAAA